CACGGAUUAAAGAUGGCGCCCUCUCAUGCGCUGAGGUGCUGUAAACGGGCUCUGAACUGGGUACCUGUCCUGUUUAUUAACCUGGUAGUCGGUUGGUCUUACUACGCUUAUGUCGUGGAGCUUUGUGUCUAUACAAUCCCAAAUAAUGCAGAACGAGUCAGCUAUCUGGUCAUCUUUCACAUUUUCUUCAUCAUGUUUAUAUGGUCCUACUGGAAAACCAUCGGGUCCAAACCAGCCAGCCCCUCAAAAGCAUUCUGUUUGCCCAGAGCAGAGAAGGAGCUGUAUGAGAGAGAGGAGCGUGCCGAGACGCAACUAGAGAUUUUGAAGAAAGUGGCGAAGAAUUUACCCGUGUAUACACGCACGGCAGGAGGAGCCAUCCGAUACUGCGACCACUGCCAGAUCAUCAAACCCGACCGCUGCCAUCACUGCUCAACCUGUGAGAUGUGUGUGCUGAAAAUGGACCACCACUGCCCCUGGGUGAAUAACUGUGUUGGAUUCUCAAAUUACAAGUUCUUCGUCUUGUUCUUGGCCUACGCCUCAUUCUACUGUGCAGUAAUUUGUGCUACAGUCAUCCAGUAUUUCAUCAAAUUCUGGACCAAACAGCUGCCUGACACGCAUGCCAAAUUCCACAUCUUGUUUCUGUUUUUUGUGGCGGCCCUGUUCUUUAUCAGCAUCCUGUCACUUCUCAGCUAUCAUCUGUGGCUUGUGGGAAAGAACAGGACCACUAUAGAGGCGUUUCGGGCUCCUGUCUUCGCGAAUGGUCCGGACAAAAAUGGAUUUUCUCUGGGCUUUAGCCGAAAUGUAGCUGAGGUGUUUGGAGACCAAGGGAAGUACUGGCUGUUUCCUGUUUUCUCAGGUCUGGGAGAUGGACUUUCCUAUGUUACCAGAUUGGUGCACAUCGAUCCUGAACAGGCAAACCGUGUCCUCCAGCAAAAUGGAAAAAGCCCUGCCGAUGGGGAGACCAACCCUUCUGUGCUCAGUAAUAAUACACAACACUCAGCUGAUGACGGCAAAGAGAAAAUCGAUGGAGGGCAGAUAGUGUCGGUGACCAUGGAGAGUGAGCCAUAGAAGGUAUGUGGACAUCGACUUGACUGCUAGGUCAGAGUCACAUCAGUAAAGAGCUCAUGAACUGUGAUGCCUUAAACCAGGAGCAUCUGCACCUCUACAGGAGCCGUCCUCCACCCUCUUCCUUCAUCCAGCGUGCUUUAAACAAGCACCACAAUAAUCCUGGUAUCACGUCAACAGUGACUGUACAGCAGCCUCAUAGACUGCACCAGGCCGAAGCAGAGGUGAUUCUCAGUUUUUGUCUUUUGAUUUGAGCCAAAGACUUUCAGAUCUUUUUAUUAUUAUUGCAUAUGAAACAACUCUGGGACUGCUUUUUCACCCUCAAGCCAAUGUAUGUCUACAUUUCAAUUACAAAACCAUUGUGUUUCAGUAUUAAUCACGCAUCAAUAACAGAGCCUGGUAUGAGUGUGCGAGCCACUGAAUUAAAAACGUGUGUAAUUCAUAUAAAAUGGUGAAACAUUUCAACACUCGUACAUUUACGUAAUAUGUCUUAUCAGAUUUAAACUCAAAGCACAGUGCAAUUAUUAAGACCAGAGGCCUGUACUGUGAAGCAAGUCCAACAUACCCAGCAUAUCGUUCGCAAUAUGCGAUCACAUGCAGGUGGUUAUCAACUCAGGAAGUCAGCCCAGGGUUUCCUCAUCUCGCCAUCAGCGCAUACACGUAAAAGGGGUGUGUUUGCAGUGCAUGACUAAUCGCAGGCAGGUACAAAUACUACUAGAGCAGACCAAAAUGUCAUCCAAAUAUGAAGCUAAUAAUGUAAAAGAUUAUUGUCACAUUCCUGGUGCAGGUCAUACUCAGUCAUGCAAGCAAGCACAGCGUUUAAAUUGUACCAAAAUUCUUUGGAUAUUUUAGUAUAUUUUAUCAGUGUACUUGAUUACUAUGUUAUCAAAAGUUCUAAACACUAAGCAAAAACUUCAAUGAUUCUUGAUUCUCUGAGCAGGUUAGGUGUGCAGCAUAAGUAACCAUGGCGAUGUAUCUUGGUAUGAAGUAAACCCCCCUGAAAACUCACACUUGACCCCAAAUCCUUUUUCAUAGUACAGGCCUCAGUAGUCAGUUAUCACCAGUCUAAUUUAUUUGACAGUUUACAUGAUUGAACAUAUUUAAAUGUCUUUCUGUUUACACUUUUAAUAUAUUUAUUUUUUACAUGUCAAAUUUUAUACUAUGGUAAAAUAACAGGUGAUAUAAGCUUAAAGUGGAGGACCAAAUCCAGUUUGACUAGUUAAAAUGGCAUCUUGAAUAUUUAAGACCCUUAACCAAUCAAUCUCGUAUAAUGCAGUUUUUUUUAUUUAGAUCGCCAUUUUACACAGCACUAUGAAUAUUGAUCAUUUAUUGAAGCUUUUUUUUAAUGAAUUAAUUAUGUUGUGUUUUAGUGUCUAAUUUUCAUCAAGUGCUGCAGGGAUGUACUGUUGUACAACCAAGAAGCUGGCGUCACUCCUGAUUCCCUCAACAAAAAUCGAUGGGAUUGUUGCAUAAAAUAACAUGUCGAACAAAAAGUUUCAUACUUGCAUGUUUUGUUUAGCAAAAUAGUUUUCUCAAUUGAACACCAGUCUCAGGAUUGAAGGGUAAAUGCAAUCAGCAGAAGAACGUAAAAACCACGGUCACGACUUCAUCAGCACCACUAAGCUUCUUAUCAUAAUAUACACACACUAAAAAUUAAUACAUUUGCAAGUUAAAAACUUCCGAUUGAUGGUUUGCAAAUGCUUGAUUGAAGCCAAGCUAGUGACCAGAAGAGUUCAUGUUUUAUGUAAUGAUGUUAAUGUCCCCGACAACCUCUGGAGACUCAUUUGGUUACCUGUUGGCAGCUGCAUUUGUUAAUACGUGUAAAAGCUUUAAUAUAAUUGUGAAGCAUGUAUUGACUUACUUCAUAUCGUAGAAUAAAAUGUGUAAAUCUAUUAAGCUUGUGUAAACUGCAGGCAUUCAAACCAAACGCCAACUGACUUGGAGUCGAGGGAACCAGAGGUGCAACAAUGCUAAUUUGCAGGUUGUAGGACUUCCUGCAGCACUCUAUAGUAAUGGCUUAUGUUUUAUAUAGUUUGUGUUGUUCUAAAUGGUAUGAAUGAUUAUUUGUCCUUAAGUCCACUGAAUGUUUUCAUUUUAAUGAUCAAUGUGCUACAGUAUUUAUUUUAAUUUUUUUUUCUAAUGAAUCAAUCUUUGAGUGUUAAUGCCAAGGAUUAAAUCUGUGUUCUUUGCGGCUCUUUUCCAGUUUGAUGAUGAGAUUGAUUUGAAAGUUGGAAAAAUGAGCACAAAAUGAAACCACAAUAAAACCGUUAAAGGAUAUUGCCAGAUGGGUCAGGGACACACCACCGUGUCCUUGAAUGUGAACCAGGAUAGAUAAGAUGGACAUUAUAUACCAGUGAUGAAAGAGUAGGCUAGUGUCAUCAUAAACACUCACCUCCAUGCUCCUGAGUUUCAUAUUACGUUCCUUUUAGUGGAAAUGAUGCACAGCACAGUUUGGAGUUUGCGUGAGUGUUCAGUAGAUAAUGUGUAGAUAUUACUGCCUGAGUAGUAACACAUGUGAAUGCACUCACAGUAGCUUAAAAUACAUUUUUAAAAAAACAACUAACUUCAAUGACUGAACCAAGCAGCCGCAGCUGCCAAUGUAUGUAGGUCUGUUUAAGACCUGCUGUAAAAUGAUUCAUGCAAAUUGCUCUUCAUUGUUCUGUAACAAUAAAUGUGAUGUAAGAAACUA
Acanthopagrus latus (yellowfin seabream) is the source of this 3754-nucleotide messenger RNA. RefSeq names its product zinc finger DHHC-type palmitoyltransferase 20a (gene zdhhc20a). The record is from RefSeq and is a predicted model, not a curated record. Gene Ontology annotation, cellular component: Golgi apparatus; endoplasmic reticulum. NCBI's taxonomy places the organism in Eukaryota, Metazoa, Chordata, Actinopteri, Spariformes, Sparidae. Gene Ontology annotation, biological process: protein targeting to membrane; peptidyl-L-cysteine S-palmitoylation; synaptic vesicle maturation. The transcript is spliced from 13 exons. Gene Ontology annotation, molecular function: protein-cysteine S-palmitoyltransferase activity. The coding region runs from base 13 to 1068 and encodes 351 amino acids.